AGGUGUUCAAACACUAUGAUACAGAACCAUGUCGCCCCACAAACACGACCUGAUUGAGCUCGAAAAUCUCCCGUCAUUUGCUCUCUCGUUCAGCUCUGCAUGUUCGUGCCCUUUGCUAGAACUUUUCCGCCAAAGGUACCACACGCAUCUUCCUCCAGACACGCUUAGGCUAGGGUUGGUCCUCGCCAACAUCUUCCUCAGAUGCACUCAGAAUUGUCACACCCUUUAGUCAAGGUCAGAAACUCCCAGUCAUACCUGUUUUGGAGUGCAUUGUGUGGGUUGGGGAAGGCAUUCGUCUUCUUUUGCCCAUUCCCGACUGCGGCACUAGCAUAGCCGUUAUCGCAAUAGCUACCACCAGGGGCGGCGACAGCGAUACAAGCCUUAGAAGUCGUUUUGAGUAUGCCGUGCUACCACACGAGCAAGAAUGCAAUGCCCACGCUGGAGUAGAUUCGAAUGCGUACGGGCGCGUUUGGGUGCGAGACUAAACACCAUCAGUAACGUUUACAUGAGGAGACGUAAAUGCGACAAAGGACCGGGAGGAAGG
This is a messenger RNA of Paraphaeosphaeria sporulosa, 544 nucleotides long. RefSeq lists its product as uncharacterized. Bases 29 to 229 code for a protein of 66 amino acids. The transcript has 2 exons. The record is from RefSeq and is a predicted model, not a curated record. NCBI's taxonomy places the organism in Eukaryota, Fungi, Ascomycota, Dothideomycetes, Pleosporales, Didymosphaeriaceae.